AUGUGUUUGUGUAAAUGUUACAGGAAACAACUAGAUAAGCAGCGGAGUGGAAGUGAAGAGCGUGAAACUAAUGGAAACAAGAUUAGUUACUUUAGGCCUUUACAGAUAGAACAAGUAGUGGAUGAAAGUAGUGAGAGAUGCAAGAAUUUGGACAGCAAAUUUCCUCUCUUUAAUGAGCUAGAAGCUAUCUAUAGCCUUGCAAAGAUUGCUGAAGCUAAUAUUCAAGCAGGCUCUGGUUCUGUUCUCACAGGCGACAAUUCGCCAACGAAUGCGGGUCUUUCAAUGCCUUCUAGUGCUACAAAUGGGCAAAAUGUUGGUGCCAAUGGUGCUGCCAAUGUUGUGAUUGGGGCGGAUCAUGGGUCAGAGAAUUCAAUUGGAGAGGAAGCUUCCUUGAGGAAGAGCCAAAAGAGGAAGAGAAAGAGGAAAUUGAAGGAGAAAUUAAGCUACAUGGCUAGGUUCUUUGAGAACACGGUGAAGAAAGUGAUGGAUCACCAAGAAUUGUUGCAUAGGAGGUUCCUGGAAGUGAUUGAGAGGAUGGACACAGAGAGGGCAGAGAGAGAAGAAACAUGGAGACGCCAAGAGGCUGCAAAGAAUAACAGAGAAGCCAUUUCUAGAGCACAUGAACUGGCUUCAGCUUCAAGUAGAGAGGCUCAAAUUGUUUCUUACAUAGAGAAAAUCACUGGCCAAAGUAUCAAUCUUCCUACUAGAAUGGUUCCAUCAUUGCUGCAACCAGAAAUUUCAAAUGAGCCCAUCAAAGAAAUUACACCUGUGAAAACAGCUGACAGCCAUAGCAGAUGGCCUAAAGAUGAAGUUGAGGCAUUGAUCCAAGUUAGAAGUAGAAUAGAGAUUAAGUUUCAAGAACCUGGCUUGAAGGGUCCUCUUUGGGAAGAGGUAAGUUCUUUAAUGAUUUCAAUGGGCUAUCAAAGGAGUGCCAAAAGGUGCAAAGAAAAGUGGGAGAACAUCAACAAAUACUUUAGAAAAGCCAAAGAAAGUCCUAAGAGGAGGUCUGAGCGAUCCAGAACCUGCUCAUAUUUUAAUCAAUUAGAUCAACUAUACUCGGGAACUCUCAUUAACAAUCCUCCCAACACUACUUAUAUGCCAGCAAGUGGCUUUGAGUUUGGCAUAAAAAAACAAGGCUAUACAGAGCUUUUAGAAGCCUUUGUUGUCAGGAGAGACCACCUUGCAUCUAUAACAAACCCCCCGUUUGAUGGAAUUACUGACGAAGAUGCAGAACCUGAAGAAGGAAGCAGUGUUCGGGAUAUAGAAGUUUACAGAGAUGAUAAGCAGAAGGAUGGUGAACGAAGAAACGAUGCUGGUGGGGAUGAUGAAGAAAUUGAGAAUUGA
This is a messenger RNA of Dovyalis caffra, 1344 nucleotides long. NCBI's taxonomy places the organism in Eukaryota, Viridiplantae, Streptophyta, Magnoliopsida, Malpighiales, Salicaceae. The record is from the annotation of a GenBank genome assembly.